Ostrea edulis (European flat oyster) is the source of this 3150-nucleotide messenger RNA. RefSeq names its product glycerol-3-phosphate dehydrogenase [NAD(+)], cytoplasmic-like. The record is from RefSeq and is a predicted model, not a curated record. Gene Ontology annotation, molecular function: NAD binding; protein homodimerization activity; glycerol-3-phosphate dehydrogenase [NAD(P)+] activity. The coding region runs from base 81 to 1136 and encodes 351 amino acids. Lineage: Eukaryota; Metazoa; Mollusca; Bivalvia; Ostreida; Ostreidae. Gene Ontology annotation, cellular component: cytosol; glycerol-3-phosphate dehydrogenase (FAD) complex. The transcript is spliced from 10 exons. Gene Ontology annotation, biological process: glycerol-3-phosphate catabolic process; carbohydrate metabolic process.
CCGCCUAUGCCAUCCAAUCAAAAUUGUUAAUAUACGGAGAGGGUAACCGGCUAGUUGUUUUUGGAAAUAUUCAAGCAAUCAUGGCAUCAAAGAAGAAAGUAUGCGUCGUAGGAUCAGGAAAUUGGGGUUCAGCAAUUGCCAAAAUAGUAGGAAACAAUGUUUUGGCCAUGCCAGACAAGUUUGACACCGAGGUUCGUAUGUGGGUAUUUGAGGAAACAGUGGAUGGCCGAAAGCUGACAGAAAUUAUAAACAAAGACCAUGUCAAUGUUAAAUACCUUCCCGGAAUUCAACUCCCAAACAGUGUGGUAGCUAUACCAGAUGUUAAGGAGUCUGCUGAGAAUGCAGAUAUUCUGAUUUUUGUGUUGCCACAUCAGUUUGUACGCGGUGUCUGUAAACAGCUGGAGGGCAGAGUCAAGAAAAGCGCUAUUGCUGUCUCACUCAUAAAGGGCUUUGAUGUAGCAGAGGGUGGUGGAAUACUUCUGAUAUCAGACGUUAUACGCGAUAUAUUGAAGAUUCCAUGUGCAGCUUUAAUGGGUGCUAAUAUUGCUAAUGAAGUAGCCAAAGAAAACUACUGUGAAGCCACAAUAGGUAUUAAAGUCCAGGAGCAUGGGCCACUUCUUAAAGACAUGUUCCAGACUGAUUACUUUAGAAUUGUUGUUUGUGAUGAUGAAACAACAGUUGAAGUUUGUGGUGCUCUCAAGAAUAUCGUGGCAGUGGGUGCUGGUUUUGCGGAUGGACUGGGCUAUGGAGACAAUACUAAGGCUGCUGUGAUCCGAUUAGGGCUAAUGGAAAUGAUCAAAUUCUGCGAAGUCUUCUAUCCAGAAUCCAAUCAGUCCACAUUUCUGGAGAGUUGUGGGGUAGCUGACUUAGUCACCACCUGUUAUGGAGGCCGAAACAGAAAAGUAGCCGAAGCCUAUGUGAAAACUGGAAAGUCGAUAGAGAUGCUAGAAGCCGAGAUGCUGAAUGGUCAGAAACUACAGGGACCCCCCACAGCGUACGAGGUCAACUACAUGCUCAAAAGUAAAAACAUGGAGGAUAGGUUUCCACUGUUCACGGCCAUACACAAUAUAUGUAAAGGAAAGUUGGAAGUUCAAAAGUUCAUGGACUGUCUAAAGAACCACCCAGAACACAUGUAAGCUACACCUUUCUCAGGACAACAUCCAAGGGCAAUACAUAGAAUUAAAAUCCAUGCUUUUUAGCAUCGAACAUCAUUUCACAAUAUUAUUGUCUCUCUGUUCUUUUUAUACACGACAUUGUUUAUUUAGCUAUAUUUUAUUCGAGUAUGUUUUUUUAGGAGUUGAAUAAUAGACAAAUCAUUUUAUUUUACUAGAUUACACAGUGUAGUUGUAGAUAUCUGUUUUUAACAUGAUAGACUGAGAAUCGGUGUAGUUAUAUAUAUUUAUACUGUUUUCUGUUGGUUGAAUAACGAAUGUUUCUCUGCGACAUUCAGCAUUAGACAUGAUCGAAUCGUUGGAAUAUCUUGCUGUAAAAGUGGAUAUUUACACUGGGGGUUAAGUUCACAUUUUUCCACGUCCAACGUGUGGGGGGAAAAUGUGUGGUAACUGAAUUUAAUAUAUACAUGUAUUAUAUCAAAUAUUGAUAACGAUACAUGUGGGGGAAAUUUGCGCACUUAUUACGUGACCGUGUAAUUAGUGUAAAUUUCCCUCACACUUAGAUAACCACUUUUACAGUGCAUAAUGCUCUAGGUAGUAUAUGGGUUUAUGAUAUAUUGUUGACAAUCCAAUAUUAGGUACAGACAGCCAUGUUGUAACAUCUGUUUUUUAUUUAUAUAAAAGAGAUCAUAGAUUUGUGACAUUGCCUCAUUCAGAGAAAAAUUAUUGUUAUAGUCAUCAUUUAAUGCAAAUUGUGUAUUCUCAUGGGGCUCUUUACCUUCACCAGGAUUUUAAUUAACACUGAAAAUCUGAAAUAUUGCUGGGUAUUUGUUAUUGAAUUGUUAUGAAUGUGGAAAUGUACUUUUAUUGCCACUUGUUUACAUCAUUUUGAUGUCAAUGUCUCAUGUGUUCACUACAACAUCUCGGAGAUAUGAAAAAGGUUAUAAAAGUGUAUUGUACAAAAAAAAAUGUACAGGUAUAAAUGUACACUUUGUAUUUACUGGAUAGAUUUGAAAUGCACACACAAUCAUUGUGCAUUAAUGUUUUAGAAAACACAAAUUUGCAUGAAUAUUCCCACCCCUUCCACUUUAUUCUGCAUGUUCUAUUAAUGACUAACAAUGAGGAAUUUCUUUGAAAGAUUAGCAUAGAUCAUAUUGAUGUUGUUAAAUAUAUAAAGAUGAAGCAAAUAUUUAUUUGAUGAUAGCAAAAAUUUAUGUUUUUAAUGUGAUGGUUGAUGAAUUUCAGGGAUAUUCAGAGUAAUGAUAUGCAUGUGUACUUUUAGGUCACCGAAUCCUCACCUGUAGAUUUGUUGCACACUGCGCUGUUUAUCCUGCAAGCUUCUGGAAACGACUUAGGCAUUUUAAUUUCUUCAUAGUGCAUAAUUCAUUUUCACACAGAAAUAUACAAUGAAAUGAGCUUUGUGGUACGUUUUAUUUUAGCUUACAUCUUUAUUUUAGUUUUGUCUCCUUUAGAUGUAUGGUAGUUGGUCAAAGCUACAUGUAAAUGCAUGCCGGGUUUCAUUUAUCAAUGAUAUACCCGUAACUAACGCCUUGCAUGCUCUAAUUUCACUUUGGCUUAAUUAUUUAAUGUAUGCAGUAUUACACAAAUUCUAAUUACUUGUAUAUAUAGAUUCUACACAGAAACAGGCACAAUGAUUACAUCCAGACCAGGCCAAGUGUUAAACAUCAUAUAAUAUAUAACAAAGCAUCAUGACCCACAUCUGUUGAACAAAUGUUUAUAUAAAUCCCAUGGCAGUUUGCUGUACCAAGAGGAAUUUUAAGUUUAGUCUGUAUUGAAGUUUAUUUUUUAUUAAAAGAUGUUGCAUAUUCAUAUUAAAGGGUUUUUUGAUAUUUAAAUGCCUCUCAAGUUGUAUAAAUAACACAAUAUGUUGCAGCAAUGCAUGUACUUAUCUUUUUUUAAGCAGAUAUUACAUGAAAGCUUUGUCACAAUGAUACAUUGGUUGAUAGUCUUAGAAUUAUUUAACUUUGAUUGUAAUUUUAAUUUAUAAAUUGUGGGGCAUAAUAAAUGUUUUAGAAUA